Molecule: messenger RNA, 495 nt
Organism: Caenorhabditis briggsae
Lineage: Eukaryota; Metazoa; Nematoda; Chromadorea; Rhabditida; Rhabditidae
Exons: 2
Coding region: 1-495 (164 amino acids)
Source: RefSeq, a predicted model, not a curated record
AUGAGACUAUUUUUAGAAAAAAGAGUUCUUCGUCCAGCCGAUGACCUUCUUCCGGAGGAUUGCUUGUUUGAGGAAAUUCCUUGUGAGUUUCCAAAAACAAGAGUUCAGGUAUCUUCACUUGGGCAUCGCGAAGCAGUUUGCAGUUGUGAUUUGGACGCUGACCGAAGGACCAUCAAGGACCAAAAGCAAUGCAAACAAGAUGCCGCCGCCACCAACAUCUCAAAAAUGAAGAACAUGACUCUCAGGGAUCAUGACUACUUCGAGGAGCCAAUCGUCAAAUCGGCGUUGGAGAGCCGAGCCAAGAAGGCUCUUCCAUUGUUGCCAACCCGACAAGCCAUGGAGAUCUACAGACGGCGCCAAAUGGCAAGAAUUCAACGUCGCCGCGAACAGCACACCAACAUCUGCUACCAGGAAGAAGCUAUGGAGCAUUUCGAGAGAGGGGUGGUUCAGUAUGGACCAUACACCCCUCUCUUCUCUCAGGAAAUCAAUUUCUAA